Molecule: messenger RNA, 4918 nt
Organism: Tachyglossus aculeatus (Australian echidna)
Lineage: Eukaryota; Metazoa; Chordata; Mammalia; Monotremata; Tachyglossidae
Gene: MAP3K5
Product: mitogen-activated protein kinase kinase kinase 5
Exons: 30
Coding region: 36-4088 (1350 amino acids)
Biological process (GO): protein phosphorylation; cellular response to stress; MAPK cascade
Molecular function (GO): ATP binding; MAP kinase kinase kinase activity
Source: RefSeq, a predicted model, not a curated record
CGGUGCCAGCCGGUGUCAGUCCGCCGUCCGCGGGCAUGAGCGGCGCCGAGGGCCCCUCCGGCCCUGCCCUGCUCGGCAGCGGCGGCCGCAGCCCCCCGACGCCCCCAGCAACGACGCCCCCAGCAACGACGCCCCCGGCGCCGCCGCUGCCCCCGGCGCCGGGCAGCUUGUGGACGUCGGAGGGCCGUGGCCGGGGUCCCGGGGUCCCGGGUCCCUUGGGUCGCAGGCCGUCGGUGGCCUACGUGAUCAACGAGGCGGGCCCGGCGGGUCCGGGCCCAACGUGGCCGCCGGCCGCGGCCCUGCCCAGCCUCCGGGACGCCUGCGACGCGCUGGGGGCCCGCCUGGACACCCUGCACUUCGCCGAGCUGCACUUCGGGGACACCGGCGUGCUCGACCGCUUCUACAACGCAGAUAUCGCUGUGGUGGAGAUGAGCGACGCUUUCCGGCAGCCGUCCUUGUUUUACCACCUUGGGGUGAGGGAGAGCUUCAGCAUGGCCAACAACAUCAUCCUCUACUGUGAUACCAAUUCAGACUCUCUGCAGUCUUUGAAGGAAAUUAUUUGCCAGAAAAAUACUAUGAGCACUGGUAACUACACAUUCGUUCCUUAUAUGAUAACACCGCACAACAAAGUGUACUGUUGUGAUAGCAGCUUUAUGAAGGGAUUGACAGAACUAAUGCAGCCCAAUUUUGAGCUGCUGCUUGGACCUAUCUGUUUGCCUCUAGUGGAUCGCUUUAUUCAACUUUUGAAGGUGGCACAAGCCAAUUCCAGCCAGUAUUUCCGGGAAUCUAUUCUCAAUGAUAUCAGGAAGGCCCGCAGUCUAUACACAGGUAAAGAACUGGCAGUUGAACUGGCCAGGAUACGACAGCGUGUGGAUAAUAUUGAAGUUCUGACAUCAGACAUUGUCAUAAAUCUGCUGUUAUCCUACAGGGAUAUCCAGGACUAUGACUCUAUAGUGAAGCUGGUAGAGACUUUAGAAAAGCUGCCAACCUUUGAUUUGGCUUCCCAUCAUCAUGUGAAGUUCCAUUAUGCAUUUGCACUGAAUAGGAGAAAUCUCCCUGGAGACAGAACAAAAGCCCUUGAUAUUAUGAUUCCCCUGGUUCAAUGUGAAGGCCAAGUUGCUUCCGAUAUGUAUUGCCUAGUGGGUCGAAUCUACAAAGACAUGUUUUUGGACUCUAACUUUUCCGACACUGAAAGCAGAGACCGCGGAGCCGCCUGGUUCAAGAAGGCCUUUGAGUCUGAGCCAACACUACAGUCAGGAAUUAAUUAUGCUGUCCUCCUCCUGGCAGCUGGUCACCAGUUUGAAUCCUCCUUAGAGUUGCGGAAAGUUGGAGUGAAGCUAAGUAGCCUCCUUGGUAAGAAGGGAAACUUGGAAAAACUCCAGAGCUACUGGGAAGUUGGAUUUUUCCUUGGUGCCAGUGUCCUGGCCAAUGACCAUCUGAGAGUAAUUCAGGCUUCUGAAAAACUCUUCAAACUGAAGACACCUGCAUGGUACCUCAAGUCUAUUGUGGAGACAAUAUUGAUAUAUAAGCAUUUUGUAAAACUGACUACAGAACAGCCUCUAGCUAAGCAGGAACUUGUGGACUUUUGGAUGGAUUUCCUGGUUGAAGCCACAAAAGCAGAUGUGACUGUGGUAAGGUUUCCGGUUUUAAUACUAGAACCAACAAAAAUCUAUCAGCCGUCCUAUCUCUCUAUCAACAAUGAGGCAGAAGAGAAAACUGUAUCCAUCUGGCAUGUGCUUCCUGAUGACAAGAAAGGUAUUUAUGAGUGGAACUUUAGUGCUUCUUCCAUUAGGGGAGUAAGUAUUUCCAAGUUUGAGGAACGAUGCUGCUUUCUAUAUGUGCUUCACAACUCAGAUGAUUUUCAAAUCUAUUUCUGCACAGAACUUCACUGCAAGAAAUUUUUCGAGAUGGUGAAUACUAUCACUGAAGAAAAAGGGAAAAACACUGAGGAAGGGGAUUGUGACACUGAUUCCUUGGAGUAUGACUAUGAAUAUGAUGAAAACGGCGACAGAGUCAUUUUGGGGAAAGGCACUUAUGGCGUAGUUUAUGCUGGACGGGAUAUGAGCAAUCAAGUCAGAAUUGCUAUUAAAGAAAUUCCGGAGAGAGAUAGCAGGUAUUCCCAACCUUUACAUGAGGAAAUAGCUUUGCAUAAGCAUCUGAAGCACAAAAACAUUGUUCAGUACCUGGGGUCUUUCAGUGAGAAUGGUUUCAUCAAGAUUUUCAUGGAACAGGUCCCAGGAGGAAGCCUUUCUGCCCUUCUGCGGUCAAAGUGGGGCCCCCUGAAAGAUAAUGAGCAGACCAUUGGCUUUUAUACAAAACAAAUUCUGGAGGGAUUGAAGUAUCUUCACGAUAAUCAGAUAGUGCACCGGGAUAUAAAGGGUGACAAUGUGUUAAUCAAUACAUACAGUGGAGUUCUCAAGAUCUCAGACUUUGGUACAUCAAAGAGACUUGCCGGAAUCAAUCCAUGUACUGAAACUUUCACUGGCACUCUUCAAUACAUGGCCCCAGAAAUAAUAGAUAAAGGACCAAGAGGCUAUGGAAAAGCAGCAGAUAUUUGGUCUUUGGGCUGCACCAUCAUUGAAAUGGCCACAGGAAAACCUCCAUUUUAUGAAUUGGGAGAACCACAGGCUGCAAUGUUUAAGGUGGGAAUGUUUAAAAUCCACCCUGAAAUCCCAGAAUCCAUGUCAGCAGAGGCCAAAGCUUUCCUGUUGCGCUGUUUUGAACCAGACCCUGAUAAGAGAACCUUCGCUAAUGAGUUGCUUGUGGAUGAGUUCUUAAAGGUUUCCUGCAAGAAGAAGAAGACCCAGACUAAGCUCUCAGUUCUUUCGGCAGGAUCAAAUGAAUACCUUAGGAGUAUAUCUCUGCCGGUGCCUGUGGUAGUGGAAGAUACAAGCAGCAGCAGCGAAUAUGGCUCGGUUUCCCCAGACACAGACUUAAAGGUGGAUCCCUUCUCCUUCAAAUCAAGAGCCAAAUCCUGUGGGGAAAAGGAUGUGAAAGGGAUCCGGACCCUCUUUCUGGGCAUCCCAGAUGAGAAUUUUGAAGAUCACAGUGCCCCACCUUCCCCCGAAGAAAAGGAUUCUGGAUUCUUUAUGCUGAGGAAGGAUAGUGAACGAAGAGCGACCCUGCAUAGGAUACUAACAGAAGACCAGGAUAAGGUUGUGAGGAACUUAUUGGAAACCUUAGCCCAGGGAGCUGAAGAACUCAAACUGAAGUGGGAGCACAUCACCAUGUUGGUCACCAGCUUGAGAGAGUUUGUGAGGUCCACUGACCGGAAAAUCAUAGCCACCACUUUGUCCAAGCUGAAACUGGAGUUAGACUUUGACAGCCAUGGAAUCAGUCAGGUUCAAGUGGUGCUGUUUGGGUUUCAAGACGCUGUCAAUAAAGUUCUCCGGAACCAUAACAUCAAGCCACACUGGAUGUUUGCCUUGGACAGUAUCAUUCGAAAGGCUGUGCAGACAGCAAUUACCAUUCUGGUUCCAGAACUGAGGCCACAUUUUAGCCUGGCGUCUGAGAGUGAUACAGCCGACCAGGAAGAUCUAGAAGUUGACGAUGACAAUGAGGAGCAACCGCAGAAUCAAACAAGCCAACGACCUCCUGCUCUAACAGAAGAUGCUGUGGCCACCUCAGGGGUGAGCACACUCAGUUCAACUGUAUCCCAUGAUUCCCAGAAUGCGAACAGAUCAUUGAACGUGCAGUUGGGGAGGAUGAAAAUACAGACCAAUAAGCUGUUGGAAGAAUUAGUGCGGAAGGAGAGAGAAUUCCAAGCUCUUUUGCAUCAAGCUAUUGAAGAAAAGGAUCAAGAAAUUAAACACCUGAAGCUUAAAUCGCAGCCAAUAGAUAUUCCUGGACUCUCAGUGUGCCACUUUAGUCCAUCGGGCCUAAAUGCCGAAGACCCGGAGCUGAGACCCUGGCUGAGAGAGAACGGGGCUGACGAAGACACCAUAAACAGGUUUUUGGCUGAAGAUUACACACUGAUGGAUGUUCUCUACUCUGUGACAAGGGAUGAUCUGAAAUGCCUGAGGCUAAGGGGAGGAAUGCUGUGCACGCUUUGGAAGGCCAUCACCGACUAUCGGGAAAAACACCCUUGAUUAUGGCUAAAUGCGUUUCUUUUCCGCCGUGGAAACUCUGAAAAUGAACACAGCCCAGAAUGAUCAUUUGUUUGAAAUAAGCACAGAGCGAGGUGAAAAGACACUGCACUUUAAUCCAGUAUUUGUUUACCGAUGUUAGAAACACUGCAGCUUCCUAACUGCUUUUAUUUCUACAAUUCGUAUGAAUUCUAUAAGGAAUGUUUAGAAUUCUUUGAAUCUGAACAUUUUUACAUUGGGGCAUAUUUUAUCCUUGCAGCAACUAGAGCUAAAGAAGCCAAAUGUAAAUUUCACACAAAACUGAUGUAACAUUUCAUGUGAUUGUGCAUCACUGGAACAGAACCAUAAUGUGACCAUAACUUUUCAGGUUUAUGUUUGUUUUUGUAAUGUAGCCUAAUCAUCUGUAGUCAAAAUGAAUAAUUUUCAUUAUUGUGUAAAGCUUACAUGGUUUUAUUUUUGUAAAUGUGCAGAAUCGGAGAAUAAUUGUUUUUACUUAUUAGUCUUUAAAAGCUAUCAUAUUGUAUAUUUUUUGUAACUUAAGUUUCUGGUCAAAAGUGCAUUUGUUUUAGAGUUGCUCAUGUACUACUGAACUGUACCAGUUAUAUAUGCCUGAAUCAUAGUUUAUGUUAGCUUGUUCUAAAGCUAUCUAUUGUGACACAUACACUCUUAAAAAUAAAAGGAAUAUAAAAAAUACUUUUUUUGAUAAAUUCUGAUAUGAAUUCUUCUUUGUUGUUGAGUUAUACAUUAUAAAGGCAUUUGACUUGUUGUCCAAGGUAUCACUAUGAAGUUUUACUUUAUUUGGCUUUAUAAAAAUAACUCAAUAAAGACGGCUC